AUGGCGCGCUCAGGGGGAGCCGCCGCGCUGGCGCUCCUCGCGCUGGCGCUGCUCCUCCUCCUCCGCGCGCCAUCGCCAUCACCCGUCAGCUUCGACGAUGACCUCGGGAUCCCACCCCCCGGCGUGGGGUGGCGCCAUCGCAUCGGCGACGCCCCCGAGGACGGCGCCGAUGCGAAGAGACCGCGUCCGACGCCGAUGCGAGGCACGGUCGACGACGGCGCGCGACACGGCGCCCCGCUCGGCGGCCUCGGGUCCGGGUCGAUCGGAAGGUCCUACCUCGGCGACUUCUCGCGGUGGCACCUUAAAGUCGGGUCGCACACGCAUCGCGUCGCCGCGCACACGUUCGCCGCGUGCCGGGUGAACGGCGUCGCGACCGUGCUGUCCGCGUCGCCCGCGCACGCGUCCCUGGAGGGCGUCCCGUCUUCCGAGGACGACGACGAUUCGCCUCCGCCGCGAACGCGACGUCGACGGACGCUCCCGGAGGACGGCAUCGGCGGGAACUACACCGCGCUGUACCCGCGCGCGUGGUACGAGUACGCCCCCGAUGCGCUGCAUCCCGACGCGCGCGUCGUCGUGUCGCAGGUGCAAUUCUCCCCGGUGCUCCCGGGGGACUACCGCGCGUCCGCCGUCCCCACGGGCGUGCUUCGCUUCGUCGCGCGGAACGACGGGCGCGCCACCGCGAACGUCUCGAUCAUGCUGAGCUUCGAGAGCGUUCUGGCGUCCGCAGACGUCGCGCCGUUGGACGUGAGCGGACCGAGGGACGCGUGGAGGGUCGCGUCCGAGCCGACGACGCACGAGACGUUCUUCUCCUCGCGCGAAAGCCGGCGGGAGGGGCGGCGAAGGCGGCGGAUCAUCGUCGGCGGCGCGCACGCGCACACGGUCGGCGUCACGGACGGGACGUUCACGCCGAGCGCGGACCACCACGGCGGCGUCGCGAUCGCGGCGGAGGGGGGCGACGGCGUCGAGGUCAGCGUGUUGCGCGAGUACGACACGCUGGACGGCGACGCGGUGGCCGCGGCGUGGGACGCGUUCGAGAGAAACGGGGGGUUCGCGGAGGAUGAGGACGAGGAGGAUGAGGCGGCGGCUGAGGAGGAUGCGGCGUCGGCGGCGUCGGCGUCGGCGGCAAAAGUCGCUUCCCCGGGCGCCGCGGCCGCGGUGUCGGCGAAGUUCUCGCUGAAGCCCGGAGAGCGACGGUCGAUCGCGUUCGCGAUCGCGUGGGAUCUCCCCGUGGCGACGUUCCCGCGCGGCCCGGCGUUUUUGAAGCGGUACGCGUGGAGGCGGCGUCGCAGAGGCGGCGGCGCGGCGGACGUCGCGAUGAGCGCGCUGAGACGCGCGGCGUCGUGGGAGCGGCGCGUGCGCGCGUGGCAGGCGCCGUACGUGGACUCCGCGGCGAACGCGGACUCCAAAAGCCCCGUUCGACGCCCCGGGUGGUUCGUCACCGCGUUGUUCAACGAGCUGUACUACCUCGUCGACGGCGGGACGCUGUGGGGGCGGCCGCUCUCCGUCGGCGGCUUGGACGGGGACGAGUUCGACGACGACGAGGACGACGAGGUCGAGGACGCGCUCGAUGGCGACUCCGCCGACGACGCGGAGGUGAGACUGCUUCCCAUACGACCCCGUUCGCGUGGUGAACGCCGUUCCUUAAGGCGCCUCGGUCUUCUCGGCGGCGAGGACGGCGACGGCGGCGACGCGCGCGACGUCAUCGGCAACGGCGGCGCGUGGGGCGGCACCCUGGGGAGGUUCGGGAGCGCGUCCGACGUCGACCGCGCGACGUACAACGCGUUGGACGAAUACUUUUACGGGUCGUGGCCGCUCGCGACGCUGUGGCCGGGGUUGGACCUCGCCGUGAUCGGGGACUUGGCGCACGCGGUGGACGCCGCGGACGACACGGAGAGGCGCGUCCUGUGGCGCGCGCUGGGGUCAGCGAAGAAGAGCGCGGGGGGCACCGGGGCGACGACGACGACGAUUGCGAGCCAGACGAAGCGACGGAAGAUCCGGGGCGUCGCGCCGAGGGACCUGGGGACGUCGCGCGACGCGCCGUUGACGUCGGCGCCGAACGCGCUCUCCGACGUCGACUCGAACGCGCUCUUGGACCUCGCGCCGAAGCUGAUGCUUCUCGUCGCGCGCGCGCACGCGCUCAGAGGCGGGUUCAGGGGCCCCGAGGCGAUGGCGUCGUUCGGCGGGGGUCUCGAGCGCGACGCGUUGCGACGGGUGUUCGAGCCCGCGUACCGGGCGCUCGCGACGCAACUCCGCGCGCGCGACUUGAACGGCGACGGGUUGCCCGAGCACGGCGACGCGGACGCGCCGACGCUGAGCGGGUACGAUCGGUGGGUCGUCUCGGGGAACGCGUCGUCGUACGGCGGCGGGCUGUGGCUCGCGGCGUUGCGCGCGGGCGCGGGCAUCGCGCGGGAUUUAGACGAGACGGACGCGCGGACGAGCCUGGAAGAGACGCUGCGCAUCGCGGCGAAAUCGUUCGACGAAGCGCUGUGGCGCGGCGGCGGCGGCGGCGGCGGCGGCGGCGUUCGGAAGUCCCAGUCCCGGUCCCGCCGGGGGACCCACGCGUUGGAGGGGUACUACGCCGCGGACGCGAGCGGCACAGACGCGGGCGACGUCGUCCUCGCCGGGCAGGUCAUGGGCGAGUGGGCGCUGGGGAUGAUCCGCGCCCCGGGGGUGUUGGAUCCGAGAAAGGUUCGCGCGGCGCUCUCGACGACGUACGAGCGAAACGUGAAAGCGUUCGGUCGCGCCCGCGGCGGUUCCGGUUCCGGUUCCGACGACGAGCCGUCGACCUACGUGCCGUCGGGCGCGGUGAACGGCGCGCGCGUCGACGACGCGACCGACGCCGCCGCCCUCGGCGUCGGCGCGGGGGAUGGCAUCCCGGCGCAGGCGAGGGAGUCUCGAGUCGGUCAGUCGUACGCGCUCGCGUCGCACCUCAUCCUCGCGGGGUUCUCGGACGAGGGGUGGGACGUCGCGCGCGGGGCGUACAGGGUGACGUACGAGGACGGGUUCGCGUUCCGCACGCCGGAGAUAUUCGACGCGGAGAGGCGGUUCCGCGGCGCGAUCUCCGGUCGAGCCGGCGCGGUGUGGGCUAUCGAGCGGUCGUUGGCGACGGCGGCGGCGCGCGCGCGGCGUUCGGAGGAGGCGAGGGCGGCGAGAGAGAAGGGAGACGACGCGACGCCCGCGGCAUCGCGCGACGCGCGGGUCGAGGACAAGGACGAGCUUUGA
Messenger RNA from Micromonas pusilla CCMP1545, 3222 nucleotides. RefSeq lists its product as uncharacterized. The record is from RefSeq and is a predicted model, not a curated record. The transcript has a single exon. Gene Ontology annotation, molecular function: beta-glucosidase activity. Lineage: Eukaryota; Viridiplantae; Chlorophyta; Mamiellophyceae; Mamiellales; Mamiellaceae. Bases 1 to 3222 code for a protein of 1073 amino acids. Gene Ontology annotation, biological process: carbohydrate metabolic process.